AUGGACCCGACGCGUAUGGAAAAUCGCUCAUCCUCGGACGAAGAGUACGACUACCGCAUACGAGUGCUAGCGGAACGACAAGAUCUCCGUCUUGCCGCGUUGAAGGAAUACAACAGCAUGCACAAGCACACUCUCAGUCCUGACCAGUUGAAAUAUCACUUCGAUCAGUACGCAAGAUAUCGUCAUGAACAAGAGAAUUGGCGUUCUGACGAUUCUUUCCUUGAUGCGCUAUCACGCCUGCCAAAUUUGACUGUGGUUGAGAACACAAAGCAUGGCUUUGCUGACAACCAUCUUCGGUUUCCAUGGAAUCGGAUGAAGAAGGACAUACUCCUUACUCCGGACCAAUGGAUGCAUCUGAGUGCUGUAGAAGUCGACGACGACGAGGGACAUCGUGUCAUAGAUCUGGAAAGAGGUCUCAUCUACAUGAAGCACGUGGACUGUCUUCUGGCUGGGAUCGGACGUCGCGCAGCCUCCUCUCUAGUAUCACCGGUUCGGACUCUGCGUCUUGUCAAUAUCGGCGGACAACCACUUCUCGACAUGAGCGCGCACUAUACUAUGCCAGGAACCCCUGACUCCGAGAGCGCACCUGACAUGCGAAACGAGCUGCCUCAAGAGACCAUAUCAAACGCAUUACAAGGUCUGUCGCACUUAGAAAGACUAGAGCUGGACACGAAAUUCGAGACUGCGACCCCUUGGCAGACACGGCAACUUUUUCAGGAGAUCCAUGCUAUCUUGUCGGCAGCAGCACACUCUUUGAAGACCUUGAGACUCGAAUGCCGCGAUGAUGACUAUGCCUGGGCUGUCGUCGAGGAGCCCACAGAAGACGACACAAUCGCCCAUCUCGACAUUCCUAUACUGCCGCAAUUGGAAUCCCUACGAAUCAGUGUCAAUGCAACUGACGAAAGCCUGGUCGAGCUUCUUCGUGCGCAAUCGAAGACACUGCGCUGUCUGGAAAUUGUGGAUUGCAAUUUGGUCGUGGGCACAUGGAAUACCGUCCUUCGCCAGAUCCCAGAGAUAUUUGAUACCGGCUUACAACGCAUCUACCUGGAAGGACUGCACGACGAGGAUUAUUCGCUAGAAUCUGGCGACGAAGCCUUGUUCGAAGACGGCUUAGACGUCGGAGAAGGCGCGCAUCCUCACGAUCGUGCGAUCCUCAAGUAUUUGCUCCACGGUGGAGAGAUGCCCGAGCUGGAUUUCAACACUUGGUAUGAGCGCAAUCGCGAACUUGCCGACAGAGGCAUCACCGAGUGGGAAGACGAGCUCCUCGAUUCAGAAGUGCCUUAA
Messenger RNA from Aureobasidium uvarum, 1284 nucleotides. NCBI's taxonomy places the organism in Eukaryota, Fungi, Ascomycota, Dothideomycetes, Dothideales, Saccotheciaceae. The record is from the annotation of a GenBank genome assembly.